AUGGCGGCCUCGACGGCUUCGCACCGGCCCAUUAAGGGGAUCCUCAAGAACAAGACCUCUACGACGUCCUCUGUGGUCGCCGCCGCCGAGCAGCAGCCCAGCAAGAGUGUCGACGAAGAGCUGAGUAAGAAAUCCCAGAAGUGGGAUGAAAUGAACAUCCUGGCGACAUAUCAUCCAGCAGACAAAGACUAUGGUUUGAUGAAAAUAGAUGAACCAAGCACUCCAUACCACCGUAUGAUAGGUGAUGAUGAAGAUGCAUUGAGUGAUUCAGAAAACACUGAAGCCCUGACCCCAGAUUCGUUAGCUAAGAAAUUAGCCGCUGCUGAAGGCUCGGAGCCAAAGUAUCAGGUUCAUGUACAAGACAGCAGUGAAGAUGAAGACAGUGACCUCUCACCUGAAGAACAAGAAAAAAAGCGACAGUUUGAAAUGAAAAGGAAGCUGCACUACAAUGAAGGACUGAAUAUGAAAUUAGCUAGGCAAUUAAUUUCAAAAGACCUACAUGAAGAUGAUGAAGAUGAAGAAAUGUUAGAGAGUGCACUUGGAGAAAAUAUGAAUAUGGAAGACUCAAAUCAAGGAUCUACUACAGGUGACCAACUGCAAAACAAAUCACAGAGUUCAUAG
Messenger RNA from Pipistrellus nathusii (Nathusius's pipistrelle), 621 nucleotides. Lineage: Eukaryota; Metazoa; Chordata; Mammalia; Chiroptera; Vespertilionidae. The record is from the annotation of a GenBank genome assembly.